Molecule: messenger RNA, 267 nt
Organism: Symbiodinium natans
Lineage: Eukaryota; Dinophyceae; Suessiales; Symbiodiniaceae
Source: the annotation of a GenBank genome assembly
AUGCGGCUUCAUGGAGCAGAAGGUCUGGAAGCAGGCGAAUGCCCAGGAACCUGGAAACUUCGGAGAUCCAGCCGGCUGGUCGCAGACCGGCCUGGCAGGAGGCACUUACAGCAAGACCAUGCGAGAGCGCGAGCUGAACAAUGGCCGAUUUGCCAUGCUUCUUGGCCCUUCUUGCUUUGUGAAGAAGCAGCGGGCUGGCAAGCAGUUUCCGAAGGUGGAUCCCAUGAAAAGAAGAUGCGGAAGCAACAGCACUGCGGCACAUCCUGA